AUGGAGAAGCUUCUUAAGCCACAUGAUAAGGAGUGCAUGAGGAUGGCCAUUUUAAAGCAUGAAGAAACAUUCAAAGAGCAGGUAUAUGAACUUCAUCGUCUAUAUCAUAUCCAGAAGAUAUUGAUGAAGAGUUCCAUUGGUAAAAGUAGGCCAAAGGGACAGAAACAAGAGAGUUGGAAUUUAAAUAAUGAAACCAGCUUCAGUCAGUUGAAUUAUCAUCAGCAUGAGGCACAACAGUUUAACCCACAAAGGAAACUAGAUUUAGAACAGCCUGCAGCAGCAGCAGAAGAGUACAUUGCAGACACAGAUGGAGAUGAUGGGGUGUUAGAGAUCAUAGAUGAGAGUGAGAUUGAGUUGACUCUGGGCCCCACUAGAUACAACAACAACAACAACAACAACAACAACAUCACCAACAGAAGGAAGAGAGGAGAGGCACCACUAACAUCAGAUUCAGGGCCAAGUUUCUCUUCUUCUUCAACUGGAUCAAGCCAUGUGAACAGGACAAGUAGUUCCAGGACCCAUCAGAGAAAACAUGGCCAGGUGCCUGACAUGACCUCAGGGUACAGAAAUGGAAGUAAAAACAGCAGCAAUAUUGAUCCUGUUGAAGAACAAUUGAGACAGGAUGAGAGGCUAAAACUGCCUCCAUGGCUUUUCCAAGUUUUGAGCUUGAACAUGACUUGA
Prunus armeniaca (apricot) is the source of this 681-nucleotide messenger RNA. Lineage: Eukaryota; Viridiplantae; Streptophyta; Magnoliopsida; Rosales; Rosaceae. The record is from the annotation of a GenBank genome assembly.